Messenger RNA from Saccostrea cuccullata (small rock oyster), 2325 nucleotides. Its product is annotated as toll-like receptor 4. Lineage: Eukaryota; Metazoa; Mollusca; Bivalvia; Ostreida; Ostreidae. Gene Ontology annotation, molecular function: protein binding; transmembrane signaling receptor activity. The coding region runs from base 19 to 2268 and encodes 749 amino acids. Gene Ontology annotation, cellular component: plasma membrane. Gene Ontology annotation, biological process: inflammatory response; immune response; toll-like receptor signaling pathway. The transcript has a single exon. The record is from RefSeq and is a predicted model, not a curated record.
UCGGAACAUUCAUUCACGAUGUUUGGUCUGCUUUGUCUUUCUGUUUUAUUUGCAACACACUUCAAAGUGGAAUCUCUGGAAUGCUCGUCCGACAAAAGAUGUAGAUGUGAAAUCUAUCAAGGACAACUGUGGGCAAAUUGUGAGAACCUUAAUCUCACAACGACACCGUCUUUCAACAAUGACGUCACAGGAAUAAAUCUUGCAAGAAACAGCCUUUCGAAGUUUCCGGAAAACCUUCCUAGCAGAAUAUUGUAUUUAGAUGUAUCUGAAAACAUACUGCAAAAAAUGCAUUUAGAGUCACUGGGAAAAUAUAUCGACCUGAGAAAUUUAAGUGUCUCUAGCAAUAAACUUAGAUCGAUUGAGCUUGGUGCUUUUGAGAACUCCAAGAAUAUGCUACAUCUUGAUAUUUCAAGUAAUCAGGAAUUGACUUUAGAAGUUAUUGUUAAUGUAUCGAGUGACUUACAAAAUUCUACUUCAAUUCGAGUUCUAAAUUUUGAAAAAUUACAAUGCACCUAUGGAGUUAGCUUUAAUCUAAUGAAAUAUCAUACUGUUUAUCUCAAGCACACAAAGCUCGAGAAACUGAAUUUGGCGUCAAAUCGCAUCAACAGUCUUGAAACAGGAGUUCUUACAGAAUUACCAAAGUCCCUCAAACAUCUAAAUCUGGCGAAUAACAUUCUGAGUUUUGGAUUUUAUUUGGCUGAGUUUGGCGAUUUGCCCAAUGUAGUCAGUAUAAAUGUGAGUUUUCAAGCUUCUUUCCGUCAGUUGCUAACAACAGAAUUUUUGAUAAACUGUAAUGAUACCAGAGCAGUCGGCAAUAGGCUUGCAGAACCUAAUGAUAUUUUAGCAAGGAGCCCUAAAUUAUCAUUAUCCUUGAAAAGAAAUUUCAAUAUAAGUAUAUAUUUGCCACGAAAUCUUAAAAGCCUUUAUUUCCACGACAAUUUGUACAAAUUUACCCUACAGGAUUAUGUUUUCAAGAUGGCCCAAAAGCUGACACAUCUCUACAUGCAAAACAAUAUCAUCUACGAAUUGAACGGUCCUAUAAUUGGAUUCGAAAGUGUGGAAUAUAUAGAUUUCUCCAAUAAUUUCUGCGGUUAUAUCUCACCGAAUUUCUUUCGGUAUUUUAGAAAUUUAUCUUACCUCAACCUCUCCCAUAAUGCAUUGGGUGAAACUUUAGAAAUGGAUGAGAAUGGAGAAAUUUUUCAAUAUCUUCGUAUGUUGACCACUUUGGAUUUAACUAGGAACAGAAUUGUUUCUCUUUCGGAUACAAUUUUCCGUAAUCUGAAUAAAUUGAAAAAUCUUGACGUGAGUUAUAAUUCAUUGAAUAAGUUUUCAAUACCUAUAAAUCAUAUGACAAAUCUCUCAAAUUUAGACCUCUCAAAUAAUCAGUUAACGUGUUUGGAUGCGGACACAAGAAACGCAUUAGAUUCGAUUUCACAAAGGAGAGAAAUUUCAGUGAAUUUGAGAGAAAACAGAUUAAGAUGUGAUUGUGAAAACUUAGAAUUCAUCAAGUGGAUGCACUUUUCUAAAAAUGUAAAAUUUCUAUGUUUCUAUAAUUAUUCCUGUGUUUUUUUAAAUUCAUCAAAGAUGCAUUUUUCGGACAUUGAAAAUUUACUUCAGACUUUGGAGAAACAAUGUUUUUCUUAUACUCUUCUUAUCGUGAUUAUGACGUCAUUAAUAAUCGUUGCCUUGACAACCGCUGUCAGUCGCAUUCUUUAUAGAUACAGGUGGAAAUUAAGAUACAUGUAUUAUGUGGCAAGGGAAAAGUACAAAGACGACGAAUUAUGUAAUCGCAAAACUCGUGGAAAAGAAUAUCACUUUGAUGCCUUUGUGUCGUAUGCUGAAAGUGACCGACAGUUUGUUAUUUCCCUUGUGAAAUUCCUGGAAGAUCAAAGCAACUUGAGGCUGUGUAUACAUCAUCGUGAUUUUAUUCCAGGGACAGGAAUUGAAGAUAACAUCACAAACGCCAUUCAUAACAGCAGACAAACUAUUUGCAUUAUGACGUCGCAGUUUUUAGAAUCAUACUGGUGUAUGUUUGAACUGAACAUGGCUCGAAUGGAAUCUAUAUAUUCCCGAAAUGGUGAAAAUGUUCUUUUUCUAGUGGCUCUAGAGGAAAGCGCAAUGAGAAAAUUGCCGCUGUCUUUAAUGGACCUGAUAGAAUCAAAAUCAUAUUUAGAAUUCCCGGAGGGAGGGGACAAGGAGGAAGUAACAGCCUUCAGAUCGAACUUAAAGAGGCACUUAAAUCGUAGGAGAACGGCUUUAGAUUCCUAAAUGUUUCUGAGUAGUAAAAUUGUAAUCCAAAAGACAAAAAUUGAAAAUAAAAGUAAA